UGCAGCUUUCAUGUGUCAAUAUGAUACGAGGCCUCCUCAUCCACCUGACUCUAAUCCCACUCUGGGUUAAAGGACAAAGUUAUGACGUUCAACAGAGUCCUCCUGAGAUUUUAAAACCCCAAGGAAGCAAUGUGUCAUUUAACUGCCAACAUCAAAUUACAGACUACAACACGAUUUUGUGGUACAAGCAAACUGCUAAAGUUGUUGGUCUUGAUCUCAUUGGAUAUGUGUACUUCUCUCAGACUCCAAAUAUGGAAAAUUCAUAUGAAAAACACCUCCAGCUGUCUGGGGAUGGGACUAAAAACAGCUAUCUUUAUUUCCUGAAACCAAUCCAACUUGAAGACAGCGCUGUGUAUUUCUGCGCUGCAAGCAAAGCACAUCAGCAGCCUGCAUACUUUGGACAGGGAACCAAACUCACUGUUCUAGAGGAAGGCCUGAAAGUCACUGCCCCCACUGUGAAAUUGCUUCCUCCAUCCAAAAGUGAACCCUGUGACAAGGUUCAGAAGAAAAGGGAGGAAAAGUCAGUGACUCUGGUGUGUCUGGCCACAAACUUUUACCCUGACCAUGUCACUGUGUCCUGGAAGGUCAGUGGAGUAAUUCGAACCAAAGGAGUGGGCACAGACAACAAUGCCUUACGCAGUGAAGAUAAAAUGUACAGCAUCACCAGCAGGUUGAGAAUCGGAAUCAAGGAAUGGGCGAAUCCCAACACCUGGGUCACCUGUGUGGUCAGCUUUUUCAACGGGACACACAAUGUAGAUUCUGAAGACUCUGUAAAAGGACAACUUGUGCCUGGCAUGGUUGACCCAGAUUCUUAUGUGAAUUCGGCUCAAACUGCCAAGUUUGCCUACAGCAUUUUUAUUGCUAAGAGUUGCCUGUUUGGACUGUUCAUCUUCUUUUUUGUCAGGAAGAUUUCUCGAGGCUCAAAAGACAAGUGGGAUGCCCCCCACUGGAUACUGCUAAUAGACAUCAAUAGGUGUCUGGGCCUCAGGUUUAUGCUAUGUCUUAAACCAUCGUGUGCAAGCUUCAGGAAUGUGAUGUUUGGAUCAGGGACAAAGCUCACGGUUCUAGAUCCCAACAUUAAUGUCACAAAGCCAGAUGUAAAGAUUCUGCCGCCUUCUCCCAAAGAGAUCUGUGCCUCUGAAAAUGACCAGGGCAACGUGACCCUGGUGUGUGUAGCCACAAACUUCUACCCUGACCACGUCGCUGUGUCCUGGACGCUCAAUGAUGAGAAUGCUACCCUUCGAGUGGGAACUGACAACAAUGCCCACCGUAUCAAUGAAUCAGCGAAGUAUAGCAUCUCCAGCCGCCUGCGAGUCCUGAAGUCAGUUUGGAAAAACACCACAAAUAUGUUCACUUGCUCUGUCCAGUUCUUUGAUGGCGAGGACUACAUUACUGUGACAGACACCAUUUAUGGCCAGAAUAAGUUGUCAGCGGAUCGAGUGCGACGGAACAUGAACACGGCGCGCUAUGCCUACCUCCUGUUUCUGGUCAAGAGCAUGCUGUACGCUGUUGUGGUGGGCGGCCUGGUGUGGAAGAUCGGGAGGGGCAACAAGAAGGCUGUAAGUGAAUGAUGAGCUAACCUGGAAGAAUGGCACAUUUAAAAGUGUUACUUUGUAUAACUAUUCUAGAGUGUGAUUU
This is a messenger RNA of Alosa sapidissima (American shad), 1638 nucleotides long. RefSeq names its product M1-specific T cell receptor beta chain-like. The record is from RefSeq and is a predicted model, not a curated record. NCBI's taxonomy places the organism in Eukaryota, Metazoa, Chordata, Actinopteri, Clupeiformes, Clupeidae. The transcript has 13 exons. The coding region runs from base 21 to 1571 and encodes 516 amino acids.